GCUAGCUAAGAUCAUCCAUGGUCCUUCAGUACCGUUGAGUAUUAUCUACCCUUUACCAUAAUCAGUUUAGCCUAGAUUGAGAGAGAAUAUUCUUAAGGCACACUGUAUAAAAUGUUUUGUUUGGUGUAGGGCUAAUUCGAGAAUGUUAAUAUUCCCUCUGACCUGUGCCAAUUAGAUGUUUUCCAGACCCAAACAUUUUAAAGAUAUACAAUUUGUACAUUUACAGACCAGUAUCCUUAAAUAGUUUUUGUAAUUCGGAAUGUCUUAAUAAUUCCGUAGAUAACCAUGUGGUGCAGAGAGAGGGUAAGCUUCUAUUCUGUUUGCGCAGUCACUGUAUAAUGACUGUGAAUGGAUACAUUUGAUCAUACAGAAAGAAAUGUGACGUAAGUGAAUCCUGUCUCUUUAAGAAAAAGGGGCGGUGCUGUUGAGAGCUGCAACCUUUUUGACAGGCUGGCCCGACGCUCACUCAAAAUCCAUUCAUAAAUAAGACAUUUGAAGCAGUUACAUUGAAUAAAUAAUUUCAGGACACAAAUGUGUUAACGUUUUUAGCGAACAAUUGCAAGAAACUCCCAGCAAAAAAUAGUUUAAAUCCUAGUCAGCGCAUUCGACUCGGCGACGUUGAGAGCAAAAGUGACUUCCGACUAGUGACCCCCCUUCUGCAGCUAUGGUUAUGACUUUAUCUGCGUUUCACCAGGAAGCUUAGUUCAUUCUGUGUUCAGAACAUUUGUCUACAGAACCUCCUGUUCGCUUUAUUCCAUCCACUAAACGGGAUUGUCGUUCAUGUGUAGCCAAGUCUAGUCUAAUUCCGUUUAACACAAAUUAUCUGCUUUUUUCAAUGUCUGCCGCCGCCUCCAUCUUUCCGGUUUUACUGAAAGUAAGUGAAACCGAGGACUGAAAUACCAAUGGAACGGUGAGAGUUAUGAUGGCAGCUAAAGAAGAGCUUUACACCAAAGUCACCCCGCGGAGGCAGCGACAGAAUCGAUCGGGCACUGUAAAACAUGGGUCAAGUCUGGACGUGCUGCUGUCCAUGGGAUUCCCCAAGACCAGGGCGCUAAAAGCUCUGGUGUCUACGGGAGGCAAAAAUGUGCAGGCAGCCUGUGAUUGGUUGUUCUCUCAUGUGGACGACCCAUUUCUGGACGACCCUCUCCCCAGGGAGUAUGUGUUGUACCUGCGCCCCAGCGGCCCCCUGCUCCACCAGCUCAGCACUUUCUGGCAGCAGUCACGGGUCACCUGCGGCAAGAACAAGGCCCACAACAUCUUCCCUCACAUCACCCUCUGCCAGUUCUUCAUGUGUGCGGACGGUAAGGUGGAGGCACUGAGUGAGGCCCUACAGGCUACAGUGGGGUCAUGGAGGGGUCGUUUCCCUAACCCUCUCCCCCUGGAGCUCUACACCUCCUCCAACUUCAUAGGCCUCUUUGUGGAGGAGCAGGUGGCAGAAGUGCUCAAGGACUUUGCCGCUGACUUUGCUACGGAGGCGGCUACUAAAGCAGAUGUGCACGUGGAGCCCCAUAAGAAGCAGCUCCAUGUGACCCUGGCCUACCACUUCCAGACCAAUCACCUGGCUGCCUUGGAGAAGCUGGCCAAGGGAGUGGACGUGUCGCUGGGCUGCGAUUGGCUGGCCGUGCUCUUCUCCCGGGACAUCCGAUUUGCCAAUCACGAGACGCUGCGUGUGAUGUACCCAUACGUGCCCCAGAAUGAGGACGAGCUAGAGCUGGCGCCUGGCGACUUUAUCUUCAUGACCCCCGUGGAACAGGGUAGUGCCAGCGAGGGCUGGGUCUAUGGCACCUCUCUGGGCACUGGGCUACCUGGACUGCUGCCUGAGAACUAUGUCAGGCGGGCAGAUGAGUGUGACACCUGGGUCUUCCAUGGAUCUCACUCUUUCAGCAACCCAGCAUCCCCGUCCAACACUGGGGGUGCAGUGGGCGGCCUGUUAUUUGAUGGACAGCUGGACGGAAGUUUUCUUGACGACCCUGGAGAUCCAUCCAGCCUCACUGUCCUCUGUCCACCUGUCCAGAUGCUGAGGCCCACUCAGUCAUGUCUUCCCAAGAGGAGUCUGUUUGUGUGUCGCCAUGGUGAGAGGAUGGAUGUAGUGUUUGGGAAACACUGGAUCACUCAGUGCUUUGAUGCUAAAGGCCGAUAUGUUCGCUCCAACCUCAACAUGCCGUCUAGUUUGCCAACGAGAAGUGGAGGCUUCCGAGACUACGACAAAGACUGUCCAAUCACAGUAUUCGGCUCCACUCAGGCCCGCCUUGUGGGUGAAGCCCUGUUGGAGAGCCAAGCGGUGAUAGAUUUUGUCUACUGUUCUCCCUCGCUGCGCUGUGUCCAGACUGCCCACAACAUCCUCAGAGGCCUGCAGCAGGAGGGGAAGACUAAGAUCCGUAUAGAGCCUGGUCUGUUUGAGUGGACCAAGUGGGUGUCUGGCACCUCUCUCCCAGCCUGGAUUCCUCCCACUGACAUGGCUGCUGCUAGCCUGAGUGUGGACACAACCUACAGACCUCAUAUUCCCAUCAGCAAGCUUGGCGUGUCAGAGUCCUAUGACGCCUACAUCAGCCGGAGCUUCCAGGUCACCAGGGAGAUUCUGACAGAGUGCAAAAACCUGGGAAACACUGUGCUGAUCGUGGCCCAUGCUUCCUCCCUGGAGGCAUGUACUCGCCAGAUGCAGGGCCUCAGCCCACAGAACGCCAAGGACUUUGUACAAGUGGUCAGGAAGAUUCCUUACCUAGGUUUCUGUGCGGCUGAGGAGAUGGGGGAGACAGGGGUAUGGCAGCUGGUGGACCCGCCCAUCCUUCCAUUAACCCACGGGCCCAAUCACAGCUUCAAUUGGAGGGAGACGCUACAGCAGGACUGAGGAAUUCCUGCCCCGUCCCCACCUCCCAGCAGCCGAGAGAGACACUGCUGAGCUAAGACGGAUGCAGCCAACGCAAAGCAAACAUUUCCUCUGCUAUCUAACUAGCGCGGUAAACACACACACACACACACCGCUAUCAAAACCAGACCAAAAAUGCCCCGCCUUCCAUCGCAUAUGCUGUGUAAACACACUCAUUGAAUGAGUCUAUAUACACUGAGGGUACAAAACAUUAGGAAUGCCUUCCUAAUAUUGAGUUGAACAGCCUCAAUUCCUUGGGGCGUGGAUAUUGAAAGCGUUCCACAGGGAUGCUGCCCAUGUUGAUUCCUAUGCUUCCCACAGUUUUCAAGUUGGCUGGAUGUUCUUUGGCUGGUGGACCAAUUGUUGAUACACACGGCAAACUAUUGAGCAUGAAAAAUCCAGCAGCGUUGCAGUUCUUUACACACUCAAACCGGUGCGCCUGGCACUUGCUACCAUACCUCGUUCAAAGGCACUUCAAUAUUUUGUCUUGCCCAUUCACCCUCUGAAUGGCA
Molecule: messenger RNA, 3378 nt
Organism: Oncorhynchus tshawytscha (Chinook salmon)
Lineage: Eukaryota; Metazoa; Chordata; Actinopteri; Salmoniformes; Salmonidae
Product: ubiquitin-associated and SH3 domain-containing protein B
Exons: 13
Coding region: 920-2848 (642 amino acids)
Molecular function (GO): protein binding
Source: RefSeq, a predicted model, not a curated record